GCACCAGAAGAUAGCACAAGACUGGGCUGUGCUUUCAACAGCCCCCCCUGUGCCAUUUCACAGUCCCUAUUCACGCAAGCUCUCCUCUUCUAUCUCCUCCAAACACACUUCCAUUUCCACAAAGUGUACGUCUAGAAAUACAAGCAACAGCACUAGACGCCACUUGCGACAAUGCAUUGGCACGCUAUCAUGGAGAGAUUGAGCCUGGUUGAGGACGCAUAUUCUGCGGCUUAUGACAACCCAGUGGAACAUACGGCAGCUCUUGACCAUCCCAAAGAACGCAAAGUCCAUGAGAGGCCCACGUCCAUCCCUCAUGGACAGGACAACACCCAAGAUUGCUGGCCUAUGGAUCGACACUCCCAUGCCUCCUAUUCGUCAUCAGAGAGGCUUUCGAGGGCUAGCGACGGCGCCAGUACAGACCACUCACGCAACGACGAAGAGCAGCAUUCACAAGUACCAAUGCCAACCUCUGCAACAGGCAUGACGACCUUCGCCCACGAACGCGCCCUGCGCACUCGCAUCCGCGCUAGCAAACUAGUCAGAGACGGCGAAUACGACAUGAAAAAGUACACGCCAACCUUCAUCCACGAUUGUCUGAUGCUGCCCGGCUCCCUGGCAAACCUCCUCGGCAAGUCCUCAGCCGAAGACAUCAUCCACCGCAUGACGCCCGCUCUUCUGCACGGUUUCCGCGCUUGCAUUCACCCCGAAGAUCAGAAACCGUGUCUACUCCCAUCUGCCGACUCCUUGGACUACGUGCAAGGCAUGGUCAUCUUUGGACAAGGUCGCGCGGGUCGAGACCGCAUUCACGAGCACUACCGUCCGCACGCCCGACGGGUGAAAGCGCAGGUGGAGAUUGAUGUGCUCGUUCCUGCUCCUUCCUACCUGCCCGAAGAGCGCUGGAAAUUGCAGCGGAAGACGAUCUCGGCUCAUUUGUGGUUAUGGGCGGACAUGGAGGCGCUAGACGGACGGACUACUUCAUUGUCUCGGAGAUGGAAGCUGGAGGAUUACCUGGCCGGAGAUCUCGCUGACGAAGAUGAUGAGGAGGAGGAGAAGAUUGUGUCAACUGAUCUUGACAGCAUAGAAGACGAAGGUGGGAGCAUAGACGGCGAUGCGCCGGACGCAGGCCACUACUUCAUCACACAACCAUGGGCGCCAUGGUCACGAACGGACGUACAGUAGCCCUUCCAUCAAGUGAAUUCACAACCCUACAAAUGCGCCUGCGCCUUCCACGCCUU
Messenger RNA from Neohortaea acidophila, 1235 nucleotides. RefSeq lists its product as uncharacterized. Lineage: Eukaryota; Fungi; Ascomycota; Dothideomycetes; Mycosphaerellales; Teratosphaeriaceae. Bases 172 to 1179 code for a protein of 335 amino acids. The transcript is spliced from 2 exons. The record is from RefSeq and is a predicted model, not a curated record.